UAAAUGUCACAAAAUAAAAAAAUAUAUUUGCGGCCAAAUGAUGACGUCGAAUCUGGCUCGAGCGUUAAUGAAGAAAGUGAUGAAUUCGAGGAUGAAGCAUCAGAAACUGAAAUUACAAAAGCAGAAACUUCAUUAAAUUCUUCUGCCUCAGACGAAGAGAUGGAAGAAGCUGAAGAAAGCGAUAGCUCUUCCAAUUGUUAUGAAGAAGAUAUUGAAAGUGUAGAAGCAGUUGAGGCUCGUCGUAAAAAACUUCCAAAAUCGGUUGUAGAUGACCAAUUUUUCAAUCUGACAGAAAUGGAAGCAUUUUUGGAUGCUCAAGAUAAAGUUGAAGAAGAACAACGUAAGAAUCCUGAACGUAAUUUGGGCGAUUUUGACAUUGCAAAAGAGAUGGAUUCAAUAAUUCAAUCUUAUGAAGAAGAAAAUUUGAAGCCAAGGAAUUGGGUUUUACAAGGAGAAGUCGUGGGUGAAGAACGCAAAACUGAUGAAUUAUUAGAACAUUUAGUAGACGUUGAUUAUCAAGUUAGUGCACCACCUACAAUUAAUGAAGAAACUACUCAAAGAUUGGAGGCAAUAAUUCGAAAGCGUUGCAAAGAAAAGGUUUUCUUUUCUUUUUUGUUUUUUAAUUAUUUAAAGUUUUUUAAUGAUGUUGUUCGAAAAUUUCGUGAGAAUGAAGCAGCUCUGAUACCAACAGUUUACCGAAAUCAAACAGAAAUUGAACAAAAUGUUAGAAAAUCAUUGGCUGAAGUUUAUGAAGAUAAAUUGUCUAAUGCUCAAAAGGAAGAUAAGCAACAAGAAAAGAUUACUGCUGAAUUGGAUCCACAAACAGCUGAGAUUCAAAAAGAUAUGAAUUCACUUUUUCUAAGUUUGGAUGCUUUGAGUCAUUUCCAAUUUCGGCCACAGAUAUUACGAACUGAUGAGGCAAAAAUUGUUAAUAAUAUGCCAAGUCUUCGAGUAGAAGAAGUUGGUCCAACAGCAACUACAGAACCGGAUGUUAACUUAUUGGCACCGGAAGAAAUUAUUCGGAGGACUAAAGCGGUGCCAAAAUCUAAAAUAGAACGAACUGAGACCGACAAAAAGAGGGAACGCCGUCAUAAAAAGAAGCGACAACAUGUUAUUGCUUCAAUAAAUGCCAUAAAUGGGAAAAAUAGGGAUGAAACAAAAGAUGGAAAACCGGUUAAAAGAAGGCGAUUUGAGAAAAAACUCAACUUUGCUGCCGAUAUGGAUGCGUUGUUUGAAAAAGCGAGUAAAAUGGGAAAGAAAAUUAGAACGAAGGAAAUUGAAAGACCAGGUUGA
Messenger RNA from Meloidogyne enterolobii, 1293 nucleotides. The record is from the annotation of a GenBank genome assembly. NCBI's taxonomy places the organism in Eukaryota, Metazoa, Nematoda, Chromadorea, Rhabditida, Meloidogynidae.